This is a messenger RNA of Abrus precatorius (Indian licorice), 1095 nucleotides long. RefSeq names its product CAAX prenyl protease 2. Bases 100 to 1095 code for a protein of 331 amino acids. The transcript is spliced from 8 exons. NCBI's taxonomy places the organism in Eukaryota, Viridiplantae, Streptophyta, Magnoliopsida, Fabales, Fabaceae. The record is from RefSeq and is a predicted model, not a curated record. Gene Ontology annotation, cellular component: endoplasmic reticulum membrane. Gene Ontology annotation, biological process: CAAX-box protein processing. Gene Ontology annotation, molecular function: metalloendopeptidase activity.
UCAACUCAACCAAUGUCCUAAAGAAAUUGAAUUAGAAUUGAGAUUCCAUUUUGCAUACACCCCUUAUCGCUAUUCCUUCUUUCUUAGAGACACUCCACUAUGCUUUCUAGGGUUACUGCAACUGCAACACCAAUGGAGCAAGACGGUGUCGUUUCGAAGCCUGUGGCGGUGAUUGCGUGCAUAGCAAUGGCCUUGCUCUACGUCGCCAUCCUCUACACUCCCACACUGCUCCUUCGUCUCCCACCUCCUUCUUCUUUCAAUACCUUCAUGAUUCGACGCUUCCUAUGCGCCCUCCUUUCCUCCACUCUCUCCCUCUUCCUCACUAUUCUCAUUCUCCCCGUGCAUAAUAAGGAACUGCGCCACAUUUUUGGUGUUUUUGGCAUUAGAAGUGACCAUAUUUGGCAAGCUGUGGUCCUUCCUCUUUGCUUGACCUCUUUGAUGUAUGCUGGGUCUUUGUUCCUCAAGUGUCUCUUGUUGCUGGCUUCUUUGAGGCAGUACACAAGUUCUGGAGGUGCCCUUUCCUUUGAUUACUGCAAAUGUGCCUUGCAGAGGUUUAUUGACUGGUUAUCUGUGAUUUCAUCAAAUGUUUUGGUGUGGCGAAACUAUGUUGUGGCACCCUUUACUGAGGAGUUGGUGUUUAGGGCGUGCAUGAUACCUUUGCUUCUCUGUGGAGGAUUUAAAACAUACAGUAUUAUUCUUCUCUGCCCUAUUUUCUUCAGCUUGGCACAUUUAAAUCAUUUCAUGGAGAUUUACACCAAGCAAAACUACAGAAUAAUGAAGGCUGUUAUGGCCAUAGGUCUCCAGCUUGGCUACACUGUUAUCUUUGGAUCAUAUGCAUCUUUUCUUUUCCUUCGAACGGGAAAUCUUAUAGCUCCACUAGUUGCACACAUAUAUUGUAAUUUUAUGGGACUACCUGUAUUGUAUUCGCAGAGAAGUGGGAUUGUAAGUAUUGCAUUCAUAAUGGGAUUCCUGGGCUUCUUGUGGAUUCUUUUUCCAUUGACGGGCCCAGAAUUGUAUAAUGAUAGAAUAGAAAAUUGCAGUUGUUGGCAUGGGUGCUGCACAUGGAGAGAAAAAAUAAGAAUGUCACAGAUGUAA